Strongylus vulgaris is the source of this 722-nucleotide messenger RNA. Lineage: Eukaryota; Metazoa; Nematoda; Chromadorea; Rhabditida; Strongylidae. The record is from the annotation of a GenBank genome assembly.
AUGACUGAUUUGCGAAGCAUUGUGGGUCAACUGGAGGCAUGGUUGGAAGAAGUACGCAUUCUACAUGGCGAACUUCUGCUUGCACCAGCUACUGACGGAGAAAAAUCGCAACAGCUUCGUACCAUAAUGGAGAAUUUCCGAGCAACAUCUAUGGUUGCACGGGAGAAGAUAAAAAGACUAGACAAGGAAGUGAACAGCAAGUCACAUCCAGAUGACUCUAAAUCCGUGGACUCCCGAAUAAAACGCAAUCAGGUUCGCGGCCUGACGCGAGCCCUUCACGAUGUGAUGUGGAAGUUCAACGAAGAAGAGGAGAACUAUAAGGAACGAUGUAGAAAGAAAAUAACUGAUUACUUGAAAAUACAGGACAUCACGUUGACGGACGACGAAAUAAGUGAUGCUAUCGAUAACGGUGACAUAUUUGAGAGAACGAAGGGCAUACUUCUCGCAUACAGUGACAAGAAGGCACUUUUUGAGGACGUUAAAAUGCGACGUGACGAGUUGUUCGAAAUUGAGAAGGUCAUCAGAGAGUUGGGUGAAAUGUUCGUGGACCUGAACAAUUUGGGCGAAAUGCUUGAUCGAAUCGAGACGAAUAUUGAAGAUGCAGUGGAUUAUGCUGAGAAAGCUAAACAGAACGUAAAAGAUGCACGAGAUCUUAUGAAAAGGGCUAGAAAGGUAUGUUCAUUUGUUUUUCUUUUAGUCAAGCGAAGACCAUUCUUUUAACA